Messenger RNA from Corythoichthys intestinalis (scribbled pipefish), 4569 nucleotides. RefSeq names its product large neutral amino acids transporter small subunit 4-like. The record is from RefSeq and is a predicted model, not a curated record. Gene Ontology annotation, biological process: neutral amino acid transport; transmembrane transport. Gene Ontology annotation, molecular function: neutral L-amino acid transmembrane transporter activity; L-amino acid transmembrane transporter activity. The transcript is spliced from 15 exons. The coding region runs from base 272 to 2005 and encodes 577 amino acids. NCBI's taxonomy places the organism in Eukaryota, Metazoa, Chordata, Actinopteri, Syngnathiformes, Syngnathidae.
AGGCGGCGUUGUUUGUGCAUCGCCGCUGCGGCCGCUAUAUAAUGUCGCCAAUGACAAGGGAAUGGAGAAAGUCACAAAAAGAAGGACCUCCCCGUCCUACGCGACAACUUGGACCUCGAGCGACUUGUCGAAGGACGUCUUGACGCGAAAAGGCGAACUGGACAGAACGUCGUGUUCUCUCUUUGUCUCUGAAGCCUCGCAUACUCAGGCACCUGUAGCCUCCCAUACACUUCUACUGGCAGACAAUUGAAGCAUCCCUCUCUCAGCUGGGAUGGCUCCUACCUUGGCCACGGCUUUCGCCCGCCGUUGGUGGAUGGCAGUGACGGCGGUCAUCGAGAACCUCCUUUUCUCUGCUGUGCUGCUUGGCUGGGGAUCACUGCUCAUCAUGCUCAAGUCAGAGGGCUUCUACUCCUACCUGUGCAAACGACCAGACAACAACACCGCCAACUUCAGUCUCUCCAACACAUCUGACACUGAGACGUCUGAUGCCGAGGAGUACCUGGAGAUGAAUGGCUGGCAGAUCUGCAAGGACCAAGAUGAGAUGCUAAACCUGGCCUUUACUGUGGGCUCCUUCUUGUUGUCCGCCAUCACACUGCCCAUGGGGAUCGUCAUGGACAAAUACGGACCGCGGAAGCUGCGACUUCUUGGCAGUGCCUGCUUUGCCUUCUCCUGCCUCCUUAUCGCCUAUGGAGCCAGCGAUCCCAACAAUCUGUCCAUCUUGAUCUUCUUUGCCCUGGCCAUGAAUGGAUUCGGAGGGAUGUGCAUGACCUUUACCUCUCUGACGCUUCCCAACAUGUUCGGAGACCUCAGGUCGACCUUCAUCGCCCUAAUGAUCGGAUCCUACGCCUCCUCUGCUGUUACUUUCCCCGGCAUUAAGGUGAUCUAUGACCUAGGUGCAACCUUUAUCUCGAUCUUGCUGGUUUGGGCCGGUUGCGCCUGUCUGGUCUUUCUCAACUGCUUCAUCAACUGGCCUCUGGAGCCCUUCCCUGGCCCAGAGGACAUGGACUUCACAGUGAAGAUCAAGUUCAGCUGGCUUGGAUUUGACCACAAGAUCACAGGGAAGCAGUUUUAUCGGCAGGUCACCACCGUAGGGCGCCGGCUGAGUGUAAGCAACUCUGUAAAGCAACAGUACCAGCCACCCAAAGACUUGGCUUCUCAGGACGCCAGCAAGAUGUGCCUGUCUACGGUUGACCUGCAGGUCACCUGCAAGCCCCCAGAGGAAGCUCAGACAUUCAUGAGGAGUGUGUUGAGCCCUAUCUUCCUCCUGAGCCUCAUCACCAUGUGCGUCACCCAACUGCGCCUCAUCUUCUACAUGGGCGCUAUGAACACCAUUCUGGAGUCACUGACCGAAGGAGACCUAAGCACAGUGGAAAGGAUGCAAGUGGUGAGCACGUACACAUCCAUCUUCGGUGUACUUCAACUAUUGUGUCUGGCGACCUCUCCGGUGAUUGGCUACGUCAUGGAUUGGAGGCUGAAAGACUGCGAGGAUGAGAAUGACAAGAGCACCGUGAGGGAGCCUGGCCAGCCUCGUCGGCCAGACAAAAAGAUUCAGAAGAUAGUCAACUCUACCCGGGCCUUCAUUUUCACCAAUUUACUCCUGGUGUGCUUUGGAGUGACUUGCAUCAUGCCCAGCCUCCCUCUUCAGAUUUUGUCCUUCAUCCUGCACACAAUAGUCAGAGGAUUCAUCCACUCAGCAGUUGGAGGCCUCUACGCUGCUGUGUAUCCGUCCUCUCAGUUUGGCAGUUUAACAGGCAUGCAGUCGCUGAUCAGCGCUCUGUUUGCCCUGCUCCAACAGCCUCUAUUCAUGGCCAUGGUGGGACCCCUGGAGGGAGACCCCUUAUGGGUAAAUGUGGGUCUUUUGGCGCUGAGCAUGCUGGGGUUCUGCCUGCCUGUCUACCUGCUGUUCCACAGCCGACACCUCCAGCGUCUUAGGGACGAGCGCGACGACGACCCAAAGAUCUUCGUCAAGAUGGAAAACGGCAACAAGAUCGAGGCCUUUGUCUAGCUCGAGAGGAAGCGCUCAGAAGAGAGCGACUUCCACAAACUUGAUGAAAUGAACUAAAGAGAACGAGAAGAAAAGAGACUAAUGAGGAGCCGCAGAGGUUACUCGCUUCUCGUAGGAACUCCAUAACGUUGCUGUGGUUUGUCAGCAGCCUGAACAUGCGCACGUUCACAUACACGGUCUUUACUGCCUCACUGUGUUUCCUGGACCACAGCACAGUUUUGCAUCACUUGUACACUGUGAGAAACUGCAUAUACAAAAGCACAUGCCGACACGCAUGUCAGUUCAAGUUCCCUGCUGGCACAAACUGGGUAAACAAAAGACAACCCUUUUAAGCUCUUUACAUUUUUAUUCAAAUAAUGUGUUGCUUCUGUUCAGUCAGAAGAUCCCAGAAGAUGAAAUAAUGGUGUUUUCGAACCGCCAACAAAAUGUAUAAACAUGAGGACUUCUGCUUGGGGACUGGUGUGCUUGCAAAUAACAUACACGAUGGAGUCCAAGUUCACAUAUAACAGACGUCAAGUGAUGGCGUUGAUCGAGUCAUCUUUUCUUGCACUGGAACUCGAGGGCAUUCAAAAGAAACCACAGACAGCAGUAUUGGUAGCUAAUCAGUGGUGGAAAUACGUAAAGUCACACUGACAUCACGUGGUCAAUGACAAUGUUUUCAUUGCACGUUGGAGACAGCUAGCUCCUCUAGUCUGUGUACUUAUUAUCCCCACAAUUAUAUAUUAAGUAUUUGCUCUAUUCUAUUUUGCAGAAUAUUUUUCAAUCAUUUUUGCUUCUACAGUAUAUGUCACAUAAAUGGUGAGUUUAAGAAAAACAGGAAAAAGAUGCUGCGAGUGUAAAAGUCGGCACACCCAAGUCCUUUAUUAGUGCGGCUUAGCUGUAGCAAUAAGUGCCUCUGUGAGAUGCCAGGUUAUGUACACACGUCCUGCCUUCCUUUUCUCUCGUUUUGACGUAAAGCCCUUGUUUAAAAGAAUUACAGUUAAUAAUGAAAUUACACUAUGGAAAAACUUGACAAUGAAGUUUGAAUUGAAGCAAUCAAAUGCGAUGGAUAGCUACAAAUGCCUUCCGAUGACAAUCCAAAGAUGAAUUCUGUCUGGCGUGAACUCACAGAGGCACUUGAAAAAGAUGGCCAUUACCCUAAGAGUGCCUCUUUGUAUUUACUACAAAUGAUGGGAGAAGUGAAUCUAUCCAGGAUGUGUCUCACCCUUCCACCUUCCUUCUUUAGCUUCCGUCCAUCCGUCAGUCCGUCCCUUAAUGACUGAGCUGAGAGACGAGCCUCUGGCCCGUUAGAUGCUCCCCAUGAAUGACUCUGAGAAACGAAUGGCACACGAUGCACUUUAGACACAUAGAAUGGACCUCAGUUGUGUAUUUUUUAAUAGUUUUAGCUCGUGUAUGUGGCAAGGACAAUGCUCGGCUGCUGGCUAGUGGUGCAUGUUACAAAAGAAUGUUCAAAUCAAUAUGGGAACAGAAAGACUUGACUUAUUUUUAUACACGCCCGUAAAAGAAUAUAUUUCGUAGCAUGAUCGUUUCAUUGGGUUUGUGUGCAGCAUUGGGUUUAUGUGCAGGGCACAAUGCGAGUCUCGUCUCUCAGCACAAGAAUGUCCUUCAAGACAGCACGGAGGACUUUGUUCGUAAAUGCAUGCGAACCUGCUUAAAUUUCAGUGGCUAUAUUUCCGUGACCAUAAUUCGGAAUUUUCAAUCUGCACGGGUGCCAUCGUUCUUUGAAUGUAACUAUUGGCAUCGUUUUGGAAUUUGAAGGCUCUCACGGGUGCACCUAACCAAGGAGAGUAAUUUAGAAUAAUAUAUAUGUAUUUUACGUUAAUAUAGCCAUUGCUUUUUUCUCAAAGGACAGUUUCUGUUCAGGCCAGACACUGCUCAGUUCUCUGCUCUACAGUUUUUUGUGUUCUUUUUACAUGGUCGUUCCAUGUAAACCAAUAGUAUACGUCGCUUUUAUUCAACAACCAAGUUUGUGCUAUUCAAACAUUGUGUGCACAGAACUUUCCUACAAUCAAUGUUUUUCUCUUUACUGUGACAUAGGUGCUCACAUGGCACUACAUUAUCAUCGACAAACUCUUUUCAAAGAGAGCUGAAACUGAGCGAGUGACUUGUCUGGUUCAAUCUAUUUAUUCUCAAUAGGGAGAAGGCGGUUUCCUUCCUGUUGUAUUUUAAACAAAUACCCCGUCUUUUCUUGAUUCCAUCACAUAUCGCUGGUCUUAUGUGAUUCAUCAUAGCCUACCAGGCUAAUGGCUUUUAGUCUGACUGAUGGAUUGAUGUAUUGAUAAACUGUUUGUCCGCUGACAGUCAAUCAAGGUGCCAUAUAUUCCCUGCUGGUGCUUCAUAUGUUUGUGAUGAUCUAAAUCAGCUAUUUCUUUUUUUUUUAAUCCCCCAGACAACAUUUGUAUGAACCUGUUUUAUUUUCAUUUAAAUUUAUGUUUUUAGGUUUUCAUUUUUUAAAAUGCUUAUACUGUAUAUUUAGUUUUUUUUCUUGUACCACAAUCUAUAUUGUCCUUUAAAAUCAUGUAAAUGAUGAGAAUAAUAAAGCAAAAUUUGUAUAAAGGGUGUCA